CCCGAAGAGAAACCGGGUAAAACACGGUGAAAUCAGUGUUUCACCUACCUUAGGACACACUUUGUUUUUAAGUGACUCUUUUAUAUCAAAAGUUAUUUUUCACUUUUUUUUGUGACAUAUACGGACUCUUAAUCUGCGAAAGAGAUCUGUCUCAAAAGAAAACUUGUCCAGCAAUCCGAUGGUGUAGCAUUGUGACUAGCGAAAAUGAGACCUAUUUCGAUACGGGAACAGAGAGUAGAAUUUACUACCUAACUCUCUAUUUAUACUGAUUUCGCCUUUUCAGAUCAAGAUUAUAACAAGCUCAAAGCAUUGUCUGCUCGCUUUAAAAAUUUGAUUGCACUAUGUUCUCGAAAAAAAGUCCGAGUAAAACAUAGUGCAAUCGAAGAUAACAAACAAGGACUGGAAACCUAUGGAACUAGUACGAAUUUUGGAAUUUAUGAACUUUAGAAGUAUUGAAUUUAUGACCUUCUGAAUUUUCGAAUUUAUAGAAUUCACGAACUUUGGAAAUUAUAGAAUUUACGAACUUUGGAAUUUAUCAACUUUAGAAAUAUUUAAUUUAUGACCUUCUGAAUUUUCGAAUUUAUUCGAAUCACUUUGAAGUUGAGAUCAAACUUGUACACAGUAGUUUUAUUAACACUCUCUCUCUUUGUUUAAAUCCUUUCUACUUCUCAUAAGAACCAUAUUAGUAGUUUUUUCUCGUGUAUUUCUCAAUUAUGGUUUGCCAUAUAACUGGCAUUUCAUCUCAGAAUAAAAGUGAGAACGGUUAAAUGUUUUAUAGUUCGUCGGUGAGUUUUACCGUAAGGUAACGUUUGUCAUAUGUGAAGAAAACAUUCACGCUUGGACUUACAGACAAUGUAUAUCUGUAGAUAUUAUCGCUAGGAUCAGUUCGUUAUUAGAGCCAUCUAAUAUUCUGCGUAUGAGGCGGAAUGGCUAAGCCCCAAUCCUCCGUGUGUUAAACAGAACCGAACUGAUCAUCGCUACAUCCUGAGAGUCACUAACGGCAAAGCGAUAUUACACCCAGGAUACUCACAAUUGUUAUAACAUCAACCUUUCAUGCAUUUCUCACUUCUGUGCAGUUUUUAUUUUGAGACCUUUACACAGCAAACAUUAACUGAGUCUUUAUAAUGAGAAAGCCUGUAUAUUUGGUUCAUUUCAUGAGAAAGAAGAACCACUUUUGACACCCACAAUGAAUGGAGAAAAGUUGCAACUGUGCGACAGUAAAAUAGAAAGGUUUUUGUAUGAUCUCUCUUAUCAGUAGUUUAUUGUGUGACACGUAACGGAAAGAGAAACACGAACGUGAAAAAGAAUCAGUGACUUGAUCGGUUAAAAAAACGUAUUUUUCGUAUUCACUAGACGUUCGUUUUAGCACUUUGUGUAGAUGGCAUUAGUUGAUACAGCCGUUUAUUUUGAUUAUUCAAUAAAAAUGAUACAAUUGCGUCCAAGCGAUAAAUUAUUUGAUAUAGAAAAUACAUUAAAAACGAUCUUGAUGUCGAUAUGAAUGUGCACCGUAUACAAUUUUUUGAUAACAGGGUGGGAAAAUACGUUAACCUUCAUGAAAACUAUUUUAAUGAUGCUAAUGAACUUUUAUUAUGGUCAAAAAAUGCUAUUAUUGAGCUACAAGUUGUAUCACAUUAAGAGCAACAACAACAACAACAAGGUAUUGACAUAAUUUUAUAAUAAAUUUAUAAAUAAAAGUCAAAUUUAGAGCUAUUUUAUUGCGCAAGAGAUUUAAGCCUUUGCUAAAUUUUUAUUUUCUAUAUAAAAUAGGUCAUGAAUUCGCAAUAUAUUUCGAAACUUUAUGCCUCAGAAUGUUCUGUUUGUCCAAGUAAUAUAUGAUCUUUUUCUUAUAGGUGUAGAUAAUUAUGAACAGGAUACUCAAAAUGAAACGAAUAACUCAAAAACUGACAUUGAAUAUUUGAUAAUCUGGUUUGAUCAACAUAUUGGUAGUCUAGAUUAUUAUAAGUUAUUAAAAAAAGAAUUUGGAAUGACAAUCGAUCCAACACAAGAAUAUAUCAAUAUACCUAAAAAAGAUGAAGUUGACAUCGAUAACUUAAUUAGUGUACGUAAUGCUGAAUCCAUUCAAGAUUAUCCAUUAUUAGCGUGUGAUAAGGCAGAAGAUUUCUUGAGACUUCUAACUGAAAAUGCACACAAACGCAUAAUCGUUAUCAUAUCUGGUACAUUAGGUGAAGAGUUCAUGUCAAAAAUUUUCGAAUAUUCACAUGUUGAUUUCAUUUAUGUAUUCUAUGGUAACAUAUCAGCUCAUGUUAAUUGGGCUGUGGAAUAUAUUGGUGACGAAAAACAAUUAUUAAUGUUUGAACAUGAAGAAAAUUUACUUGCACGAAUAACACGUGAUAUGGGAAAAUAUUUUAUGGAAAAAGGCAAUAUUUAUUUGAAAUCACAUAACUCACAGGAAGCAUUAAUCAAUUUUACCCGUUCAAAAAAGCUCAUGUUACGUGCCAAUGCACUCGACAAAGAAAAUAAUGGAAAUGAACUUGCAUUAUUGAAUGGUAAACCGCCAAACUAUCAGGGUCUCAUUUUCCAAGCUGAACAACAAGAAAACAAAUAG
Messenger RNA from Didymodactylos carnosus, 2566 nucleotides. The record is from the annotation of a GenBank genome assembly. NCBI's taxonomy places the organism in Eukaryota, Metazoa, Rotifera, Eurotatoria, Philodinida, Philodinidae.